This is a messenger RNA of Erythranthe guttata (spotted monkey flower), 1593 nucleotides long. Lineage: Eukaryota; Viridiplantae; Streptophyta; Magnoliopsida; Lamiales; Phrymaceae. The record is from RefSeq and is a predicted model, not a curated record.
UUAACAUAUAUAAUAAAUUAUGGUAAUAUAGGAUUUAAAGAUGUAUUUGGAUUAGGAGUUCUAAUUACAUUGUAUUUACUAUUUAGUCUUAUUUUACUCUUAUAAAUUGAUGCCAAGAGAAGCUGAAAAUUAAAUUUACAUAUUUUUUGCACGUAUUCUAACAAGUAUUUUCACCCUAGCUGCUGGUUCUAGUUCUGCACGAUGAAGAAACGGCAGACAUAUGUUCCAAGUGAAAUCAUCGAAAACAUUCUCCUUCGUCUGCCCGUAAAGUCACUCAUGAGAUUUAAGUGCGUCUCGAAAUCAUGGGAGGCCACAAUCUCCGACCCCGAAUUCAUCGCAAAUCAUCUCCGACAGGCGAAAGAGACGAAGAAGAAGAAGAGCUCCUCCGACGACGACAAGGAUCUACUUUUGUGGGUCGGAAAACGUUCAUUGUUUAUUAUUUUCCCACCGUCCGAUAGUUAUCUACGCGAGAGGCCUCUGACGGUCUUGUGCUACUGCGACGGUUUCGUACUAGUGUGACGUUAUCUUCCCGAUCAUCAAUACAUUUACGUGUUGUGGAAUCCAUCGAGCAGGUCAUACAGAAAAAUCCCGUGCCAACCUCAAAUACAUACACUCGACGGCGAUGAUUAUUAUAAUGAUGUGGCUCAGGGUCUUUAUUACGAUCCACUGAUUAAGGAUUAUAAGAUUGUAGCUACCGAUAUGAAAAGCCGCUACUCGAUUUAUACGAUGGGGAAAAAAUCAUGGUCCCACGAGAUGAAAGAGAUGGAAAUCGAUAUUCCGGGUACGAUGGUAUGUUGUGAUAAGGGGUCCCCCUUUGAAGGUGAUACUUAUUGGGUUUUGAGAACGAGAACUCGCACGUGCCAGAUGGACGAGAAUUUCUUGGUUUGUUUCGAUUCGAAACAAGAGAAGUUUGAGAAGUUCCCUAUGCCAAUUAGAGAAUAUGAUAAUCAAUGCAGGUUCUUUCUUACUUAUUUGGGAGAUCAUAUGUGUUUGGCCUAUCACAAGGCUGAGAAUAAUAAUUUUGUGGAUCGAAGAAUCAAUCAGUUAUGGUUUGUGAAACGAGCUCCUGGCGGUGGAGGAGGUGGUGGUUCGUCGGUGGAGUUUAAGGAGGCUAUGCCGUUUUCAAGCAGUUAUAUCGAGUCUGUAUAUUUGACAAACGAAAACGAGAUUGCACUUGAAGAUGGUUGGAGGAAAUCAUAUACAGCGUACAAGUACAACCUCGUCACAAAGACUUGUGCAGAAAUUAAGGUGACUCCGAAUACAGGGUAUCCUCACUCACCCCUGUAUCUAGAAAACAUGUUUUUCAGCAGCAGCCCAAACAAGACGAGGAAGGACACGGAAGAAUCGACAGCAAGUUAAUUUGCAUUUUGUUUUAUCUAGUUAGGAAUAUGUUUCGCUUUCACAAUUUUUUUUUUUUGAGUGUAUUUAACUUAGGACUCGAGAUCAAACCGAGUAUAUUUUUUAGUAUAUUUAAUCCUAGACAUGAAAAUCCAGAACAAAAACAUUGCAAACUCACAAUCAAGACCGAAUAAAUCAAACCGAUAGAGGCUUCCGAAAUCAAAGAAAAGUCCAAGAAAAUAAAAUUAAAAAAAG